This is a messenger RNA of Rhizophagus irregularis DAOM 181602=DAOM 197198, 537 nucleotides long. RefSeq lists its product as uncharacterized. Gene Ontology annotation, molecular function: zinc ion binding. NCBI's taxonomy places the organism in Eukaryota, Fungi, Glomeromycota, Glomeromycetes, Glomerales, Glomeraceae. The record is from RefSeq and is a predicted model, not a curated record. Gene Ontology annotation, biological process: protein import into mitochondrial intermembrane space. Gene Ontology annotation, cellular component: mitochondrial intermembrane space.
AAUAAAGCUUAAUAAUUUAGUAUUUUAUAAGAUGUGCAAACAUAUACUCAACGCUCAGGUUUCGAUUCGUGCGCAAUGCUGUCAACGUUGGUUUGAUUGUGCCGAUUGCCACGCGGAAGUAUCAGAUCAUCAACUAAGUAAAACUCUCGAGAUGGUCUUUGCUUGCAAAAAAUGCAAAAAAUGUUUCCGCAAGGAUAUGGAAAACUUUGAUGAAACUGAUGAAUAUUGCCCUCAUUGUGAUAAUCAUUAUGUGUUGGAUGCAAAGACUCCGUCAUUCGGAAUUGGAGUCGAGGGUGAAGAUCCAAGGAAGGAUAACAGAAUGAUUAAGGAUGAACGUUUAAAACAAGAUCCUAACAAGAGUAUUUUCAAUCAAGACUUUUCAUAUAAAAUGGGUUAAAUAAUUAACUACAUAAUUUGUAAUUCUUUUUUUUAUAUAAUACAUAUUGCCUUUAGAUAUACUAAUUUAUUAAUUUGUUAAUUUAUUGAAAUUAUAGAAGUAAAAACUGAGAUUAGAAAAAAUUAGAAAUUUAUUGUCAU